Fomitopsis serialis is the source of this 511-nucleotide messenger RNA. RefSeq lists its product as uncharacterized. The record is from RefSeq and is a predicted model, not a curated record. Lineage: Eukaryota; Fungi; Basidiomycota; Agaricomycetes; Polyporales; Fomitopsidaceae. The transcript is spliced from 3 exons. The coding region runs from base 52 to 375 and encodes 107 amino acids.
CACUUACCGAGUUCAUCCAUUAGGCCCCUCACAGCUCAGAUCCAGCCAGUCAUGCGGGCCGCCCUCGCCCUCGCUGCCACCACUGCGGCGUUCCUGUCCUCGUUCACUCCAGUUAAAGCAGGGUGUGAGAUAUUACGCGCCCAGAUCGCAGGAUGUCCUCAAGGAUGUUGGGAAGUCGCUGACUACGGCAGUUGCACCCCGGCAUCCAACUCGACCUGCUUAUGCAACGAGCCGGUAUUCGUGGAGAGUGUCUCUUUAUGCAUUAAAAGUACAUGCACUCCUAGCGAGAUUGCUCAGUAUGCGGUACUCGCGGACCAGCUCUGUGCGACUGCAAAUGUUACCCUAGAGAGACGAUUGUUGGAACGGGAGCUGUAAUAGAUGUUUCGCUUUGGUUCACUAUUGCGGGUGUCAGUACAUUAUGAUCAGUUACUACAGACGGAACAUUGAUGUCCAUGCCGCAAUUCCCUACCCCACCGAGUACCUUGAAGCUAGAGAUGGGCUUUGCAGUGGU